This is a messenger RNA of Bursaphelenchus xylophilus (pine wood nematode), 6443 nucleotides long. The record is from the annotation of a GenBank genome assembly. NCBI's taxonomy places the organism in Eukaryota, Metazoa, Nematoda, Chromadorea, Rhabditida, Aphelenchoididae.
AUGGACGUUACAACGGAUGUCGAGGCGACCACGAGUAAUGAUUUUGCAGAUGACCUAACUGGAAUUGAUGCAUUCUGCGGGGAACCGCUAAUGGUAAGACUUUUGUAUUAUUUUGGAGUUUUUAGAUAUGCGAUGGGGUAAGAAAUUCUAGAAUUACGUAAAACCCCUUGAAGUGGUACCCAAAAUAAAGUUCGUGCCCGUUUUGGCAACGAAGUUUGGCUUUAUCUUACUUUUGUAAAAAAUCUGAUCUUUUAUCGUAACCCUAAUAAAAUAUUAUUUUUCAGAGGCCGGGCUGGCUAAACAGCUCAUCUCUUCCAGUAAUGACCCAAUGCUUCCAACACACUGUAAUGGUUUGGAUACCGUUUAUUUUUGUUAUGGCAAGCGCUCCCAUAACAAUAUUUCGGAUAUCCAUGAAAAAGAAUCAACCCCUGCCUUGGACUCAACGACUUUCUGCUAAAUUAGUAUGUUUGAGCUUUCAGUAGGCCACCGAUGGGAUGUAGACCUUCUAGGCUGAUUUAAAAUAAUUCCUCCGAAUUCCUUUUGGUUUUCACAGAUCUUUCGUCUUCUACUACAAUAUAAUUUUUCCCAUUUUUCAGACAAUUACUUGUUUGCUAAUAUUGGAUUCUGCGUUUUUGUUUUUGUUGGCCUUCUACGAAGCUCUCGGAGAAGGGAUUUUGAAUACAGUGGAUUUUGUCUAUCCGCUUAUGGAGUGUUUCUCAAUGGUAAGUGUGCGUUAUAUUUUUAUACUCCGACGUUUAGAUAUUGAUGGCGACGUUUACAUUGGCAUGCCAGAGGUAUGGAAAGGUGACGUCAGGAGGCAUAUGGCUGACCUGGGUGAUCUUUGCGAUAUGUGGGAUCCCAGAGUUGCAAUAUUAUCUAAAUCUUGGGUUCAGUCCGUCGGUAAGGUGGAUUUUUUGCGUAAUGUUGUGUUAAGAUUUUUUGAUGACUAGAACGUUGUUUGAAAUACUGUUUUGUUCUAUUUUUAGCAGUUGCACGUCCACGAAGUUCCUCGAUACAUCUCAUUUUUAAUCUGGUAUCCCUGCAUUGUUGUGCAGGUUGUUUUGUUUUCAUACGCGGAUGUUCCGGGGUCGGAUCGGUAUAAACGGCUGGGACAUGAGGUAAGGCAACUUUUUGAUUGGUUUACUUUUGUGUUUAGAAGAUCUCAGAAGAGAAGUUCUCUUCUUUUCCCAAUCGUCAAUGCAUGUGGUGGUUCAACAAGAUUUGUGCAAUUGGUAUCCGAAAACCCUUGGAAGUCAGCGAUCUCUACUCACUGAACGCCGAUGACACUUCUGCUUGUCUAGUCCCACGGUGGAAUAAAUUGUGGAAUGAAGCGAUGAAGAGUAAGGUCCACUUUUAUAUUAUUCUAUGCCAAGUCGAGUAUUCUAAUGAUUUUGAUUGUUUUAGAGUAUGUUGCAAACAAGAAAUCAUUGGAAAAGCGUCGAAGAAGCGUACUCGAAGCAUCGACUCAACUCGAAUCAGACACAACGCCAUUGUUAACUGUCAAUAUUGAUAGAACCGACUCCAAUCUCUAUGGGACAACAUCUCCGGAACCUCAAUCGAGACCUUCAGUGUCUCCUCCAUCAAUCUUUCUGAGAUUGUUCUGUAUGUUCAAGUGGGAUAUUAUUGCUGCAAUGCUUAUCAAGUGCGUCUCCGAUUUGCUGGUUUUUGCCAAUCCACAACUUUUGAGGUAGGAUAAUAUUGAAAAGUGAUUGUGUUGGAAGUUUUUAUUAAAUUUGAUGUUGAUUUUAGCUCUCUCAUCAAAUUCACGGAAAAUCCCGCAGCACCCAUGUGGCAUGGGGUUAUCUUGGCGUUCGGAAUGUUCUUCGCCGCCGAAUUGAGCUCUUUACUGCUGAACAACUACUAUUACUUGAUGUACAGAGUUGGAACUCGAAUCCAAUCUGUUCUCACUGCUGCAGUUUAUAGCAAAGUAAGUUUAUUUUCGAUUGAUUUGAGUCUCUUCCGUUUUUAGACCCUGCGGCUUUCAAAUUCGGCCAGAAGAGAGAAAACCGUCGGAGAAAUUGUGAACCUAAUGGCAAUUGAUAUCGAUAGGUUCCAACAAAUCACCCCGCAGACUCAGCAGUACUGGUCUACACCUCUGCAAAUUGGAUUGGCCUUGUAUUUCCUGUGGAAACAGAUUGGAGUAUCGGUUAUUAGUGGAGUCAUGGUCAUGUUCUUAUUGUUGCCAAUUAAUUUUUUGAUCACAAUGCAAACAAGGAAGUAUCAGGUGAGAAUCGAUUUUAGAAUUAGACGCAGGGUAAUUUAUCUGUCGUAUUUUACAGAUUUAAUUACGAAUUUGAUGAGUUUUUGGGUGGAAUAGACCAUAAAGUUUUAUCUCAUUUUAGGUCCGUCAGAUGCAUGUAAAGGACGAGCGAACCAAGAUGGUGAACGAAGUCCUCAGUGGAAUCAAAGUCAUCAAGCUGUAUGCCUGGGAACCCCCAAUGGAACAUGUCAUUAACGAACUCCGCUCCAAAGAAUUGGCGUUGAUCAAAAAGGCGGCUUUCCUCCGAACCUUCUCAGACAUGUUGAACACUGCCUCGCCAUUCUUGGUAGCGGUCUCCACCUUCACGACCUUUAUAUUCCUCGAUCCUGCGAAUAUUUUGACCCCUGAGAUUGCGUUCGUUUCGCUGACUUUGUUCAAUCAACUGAGAACUCCGAUGAGUACGGUGGCUGAACUAAUCUCACAAACGGUCCAAGUGUUUGUCAGCAAUAGAAGAUUGAAGGAGUUUUUGGUCUCGGAUGAGCUAGAAGAAUAUGUGGAAAAGGCACCCGGAGACAGUAGGUGUUUUUUUGGGAAUAAAGUUGUAUUUUGUUGUCCAUGACACCUCUUUGUUUUCAGAUUUCCGCCCAGACGAUGACAUUGUCCUAGUCCAACAAGCGAAUAUCACCUGGGACCGAACCGAGCCGAUCCCAUCUUUGACUGGCCUCAACAUGGCCGUUCCUCGAGGCCAAUUGAUUGCAGUGGUGGGAAAAGUGGGAGCCGGAAAGAGCUCGCUUUUGAUGUCCUUGUUAGGAGAAAUGGAACGCCUUAGAGGAAAGAUUGGAGUUUAUGGAACGGUCGCGUAUGUCCCACAACAACCAUGGAUGCAGAAUGGAUCCGUGCGACAUAAUAUCGUGUUUGGAAAAAGAUUUGAUGAGUACUUUUAUGGACGAGUUAUGGAUGCGUGCGCUUUGUACCCGGAUAUGAGUAUUCUGACGUCGGGAGAUAUGACUGAAAUUGGCGAAAAGGUAAGGUUACGUUGAUUUAUGGGUGGGUAAGGGUUAUUGACGACUAAUAACCCCACUUUUAGGGUAUAAACGUCUCGGGAGGACAGAAGGCUCGCAUCAGUUUGGCAAGAUCCGUUUAUCAGAACAGGGAUGUGUACCUAAUGGAUGACCCCCUUUCAGCAGUCGAUUCCCAUGUCGGAAAACAAUUGUUUACGAAUGUCAUUGGGCCUGAAGGAAUGCUGAGAAAUAAGACGAGGAUUCUGGUCACUCAUGAACUGUCGUACUUGAAGUAUGCCGAUCUGAUAUUAAUCAUGGCUGGUGAGUUGUGUUAUAUUACAAUUUUGUAUUGAAAGAUGACUUUUUUUAUUCUGAAUAUGGCUGUUUUAGACGGAAAGAUCCAAUCGGAAGGCUCAUUCGCCGAGCUGACUCAAACUGGCGCCUUCAAUCAGCUCCUGGAAGAGUGCAAAGAAGAACAAUUGGUUGCCCAGACUACAGCUCCGCCUGAGGACUCGGACGAAUAUUCGGAAUCGGACUCGGAAGACAUCUUCGAGGAUGAAGAAAACACUGUGGAUAAGAUGCUGGGCACCAGCGCGCUGUCAACGGUUUCUGGAAUUGCUACGAGAAGGCGGAAAAUAUCAAGCACCAGAUAUACAAGAAGAAGAAGGCAUUCAACGACGAGAGACUCGGUUUUGUCCACGGAAAUUGGAGGACGGCAGCUGACGGGAACUGAGAAGGUCGAAACUGGAAGAGUAGGUGAUAUUAUUAUAGGUUUAAUCAGGAUUCUGGUUGAGGUGUCUAGUGCAAUAUAAAAAAUUUGCAUUGUGUCAAAGUUUUUAUAUGAAAUGCCUUUAGGUCAAAUUGAUCGUCUAUCUGAACUAUUUCAAAGCCAUGGGAUUCUUCCUGUCGUUCCUGUUUGUAUUCGGAAUGACGACAUCAACAAUCGCGUCAAUGUUGAGGAAUCUCUGGCUGACGGACUGGUCCAAUGACAACGAAAAACUGGCUCAGAAUUCAUCUGCAGUCCCUAAAAUGGAUAUAGGAAUGCGAUUGGGAGUUUAUGCGGCGAUUGGAUUUAGUGAAGGUAAGAAAAAGAGAUUGAUCAUGAAUAAUAUAAGAAUAUGUUUUUUGUGGAACUUGUUUGAUCUAAGAUAGUGUAAAAUAAUGUUUGCAGUGGGCCUAGUGUUCUUCGGAAUGUCCGCUCUGCUGUUUGGUGGAGUGUCGGCCUCCAAGAAUCUUCACGCUCCACUUCUGCGAGCCAUCUUCAGAGCUCCGAUGAAAUUCUUUGAUACAACUCCGUUUGGCAGAAUUCUGAACAGAAUUGGGAAGGAUAUCGAAACCAUCGACUUCCUCCUACCAUACAAUGUUCAGUUCUUUUCGCAAUGCGUCUUGCAAGUGGUCUCAACUUUGGUGAUCAUCAUGAUAUCAACUCCAAUUUUUGGAAUCGUUGUCAUCCCUUUGACUGUCAUGUAUUUGAUUGUGCUGGUAAGUUUGUGAUAUUAUAGGAACCCUAACCUCCUUCAGAGACCAUUUUAUUGGAGAGCGGACUUACAAAUGAUUCCAAUUUCAGAGGUAUUACAUAGCCACAUCUAGACAGUUGAAGCGUCUGGAAUCUAUUACUAGGUCCCCAAUUUACUCUCACCUCGGAGAGUCGAUCAAUGGAGCAGCCACUAUACGAGCUUAUAAUGCCGUCGGAAGGUUUUGUCGAAUCUCGGAACACAAAGUCGAUACUCAUGUGCAAUGUCGGUAUCUCAAUUACGUCGCGAAUCGAUGGCUUUCAAUUCGAUUGGAAUUCAUUGGAAAUUGUGUUGUCCUCUUUGCAGCGCUAUUUGCUGCUUUGACGAGGGAGACGACCAGUGCUGGAGUUCUUGGUCUGAGUGUUUCGUAUUCGUUAAAUGUAAGUUGGGGUAGGAAAUUAAAGUUGAUGCGUUUUGAGGAUGGUUAAAGCUGUGUGGAGGAUUUGGAAGGUUUCUAAUACUGCGGAAUUGAUUGCGGAGUUGGACUUUAUUGUAUUCCUUUCUUUCAGAUUACAUUUGUCCUCAACUUUGCCGUCCGUCAGAUCAGUAAGCUGGAAACGAAUAUUGUGAGUGUGGAAAGAGUCAAAGAAUACUCGGAGACCCCGCAAGAAGCCCCAUGGGUAACCGACAAGAAACCCCCACCAGGAUGGCCAAGGACCGGAUCCAUCGAAUUCAAAGAUUAUUCGACCAGAUAUCGGCCAGGCUUAGAUUUGGUGGUGAAAGGAAUCAAUGUGAAGAUUGAAUCUGGCCAGAGAAUUGGAAUUGUUGGACGAACGGGCGCAGGCAAGAGCUCAGUGACCUUGGCUUUGUUCAGAAUGAUCGAACCGGCUUCAGGAAAGAUCAUUAUCGAUGGAGUUGAUAUUUCCGGUAAGAGGGCAUUAAGUGUAAUAUACGCGUUGGUGUAUUAAUAUUUUUUUGGCCAAAGGCAUUGUGUGUUACAUAGAUGUUAUAAUGAGUUUAUUAUUUGUAGAGCUUGGCCUCCAUGAUCUCCGUUCUAACAUCACCAUCAUCCCACAGGACCCAGUCUUAUUCUCAGGAAGUCUUCGAUUCAAUUUGGAUCCGUUUAACAAAUACACUGAUGAUGAGAUUUGGAGAGCACUGGAAUUGGCCAAUUUGAAGACCUUUGCCGCCUCUCAUCCUCAACUUUUGAUGCACGAAAUCACGGAAGGUGGAGAUAAUAUCAGGUGGGUACUGUAGUAUAGUAUCGAUUUUUUUCGAUUUUUUUUUCUUUGGUAAAUUGAGUUUGUAUUUCUCGGUGGAGAGGUAUAUGACUAAUUGUUGAAUUUAGUGUGGGACAACGUCAAUUGGUUUGUCUGGCCAGAGCUUUGUUGAGGAAAACGAGGCUAUUGGUUCUUGAUGAAGCGACUGCCGCGGUGGACAUGAACACGGACUCGCUGAUCCAACGGACAAUCCGGGAAGAAUUCAGCCAAUCUACUGUGCUCACAAUCGCCCACAGACUCAACACCAUCUUGGAUUAUGAUAGGUGAGAUAUUUGCUGGGCAUGUAUAACAUAAACUUAUUGAAUUUUUGCAAAUGUUUGUUGUUAAUAUGACUUAUUGUUAUGUUUGCAGGAUAAUCGUACUGGAUGCCGGCCGAAUCCGCGAAUUCGACUCUCCCGACAAUCUCCUAGCCGAUCGGCACUCCAUUUUCGCUGGUAUGGUCCGUCAAUCCCAGACCCCCACCGCCACGACCAGCGCCCCCAUCCCGUCGACCAGCUCUUCUUCAUAG